AUGACCAACAAUUUGCAAAAGGAAAGGGCUCAGCAAACGCUCAGUGUCGACAGCCUCAACGCGUUCCUGGACCCGGAUCACAAGAACACCGCUGCCAUCUACCAGCAGAUCAUCAACGACCCGGUGCUUGUCACUUCGAAAAGCUACUACGAUUUGACCAAGCCGCAGUUGAGAGAGCUCUGUGCGCAUAAGGUUAAGCGCUUGUCCAGUUACAUUGAGAAUGAGAGCUUUGAGGAGUUUGAGAACAGGCUGAGUUUACUCUCAGUGUCUGACCCAGCCGUCGCCACCAGAGUUGGUAUCAACCUGGCGCUAUUCUGUAACGCCAUUAAGGGUAACGGUACCGAUGACCAGAUUGACUACUGGCUCAAAGAGAGAGGUACUUUGAAGUUGAGAGGAAUCUACGGGUGCUUUGCCAUGACCGAGCUGGGCCAUGGCUCUAACGUUGCUGGUUUGGAGACGACAGCAACUUAUAACCCGGAGAGACAAACGUUCACCAUCAACACGCCAAACUUGGCUGCAACAAAAUGGUGGAUUGGUGGUGCUGCGCACUCUUCAAACCACGCUGCAGUUUAUGCUAGGUUGAUCUCUGGUGGUAAGGAUUACGGUGUCAAGGUGUUUGUAGUUCAGUUGAGAGACUCAAACUUUGACUUGCUUCCUGGUGUCUCUAUUGGUGAUAUUGGUUCCAAGAUGGGUAGAGAUGCCAUUGACAAUGGUUGGAUCCAAUUCAACAAUGUGGAAAUCCCAAGAGAGUAUAUGUUGCAGAAGUUUAGUACCAUUGAUCCAGAUGGAACUGUCAACUUGACACCAUUGGAGCAAAUCUCCUACUCUGCUUUGCUCCAAGGUCGUGUCAGUAUGGUUUUGGAUUCCCACAGACAUGGUGCCAGAUACAUCACGAUUGCUCUGAGAUACUCCAUUGGUAGAGAACAAUUUGGUGAGGUUGGUAAAGAGACUCAACUGAUCGAUUAUACUCUUCAUCAGUACCGUUUGUUGCCAUACUUGUCUCUAGUUUACUUGCUUGGACCGGGUUCUCAAAAGCUCAUGGCUAGUUACAACCGUAUCUUGAAUGAUUUGUAUGCAGCAAAGAACAUCAAGAAGUCCAUCACCGAAUUGAAGGACCUGUUUGUUGCUUCUGCCUCUUUGAAAUCUACAAACACUUGGUUGAUUUCUCAGUUGAUCGAUGAGGCUAGACAAGCAUGUGGUGGUCAUGGAUACCAUGCCUACUCUGGUCUGGGUCGUGCUUUCCAGGACUGGUCUGUCCAACAAACUUGGGAAGGUGACAACAACGUUCUGGCCAUCAACGCUGGUAGAUCCAUCAUCAAGUACUACCAAGCAGCACAAAAGGGUAAGAAGAUUGGUGAAGAUUUUGCCUACUUGGGUGAAAACUUGCCUGCUGAUUUGGACUUCUCAGAUUUGAGAUCUUACAUCACUAUCUGGGCUGCCAUCAUCCAAAAGGUUGCACAACACGCUUUGAAGAUUUACAAGGGCAACUGGGAACUGGUUUCUCAAGAACGUUUGCUCCUUUCCAAGUUCCACUCCAAUUACUACCUCCUUACUGCUUUCCUCGAACGUAUUCAAUCAGGUGAGUUGACUGGACAAGAGAAGGAGAUUGCUAUCACUAUUUUCAAGCUGUACUCUUUGUACUUUGUCGAUAAGUUCUCUGGAGUCUUUUUACAAUUUAACUCUUUCCAGCCAUCAAAAUUGGGUGAGAUUCAGACAGCUAUCAAGGGCUUGUUUGCUCAGCUUAGACCACACUUGGUUGCCCUGACCGAUGCAUUCAAAUACCCAGACGAGAUUAUCAAUUCCUCUUUAGGUAACUUCAAUGGUGAUUUUUACAACAACUACUUUGGCGACAUUAUUCAAAACUACGGUAAGGGUGAUAAGGCUCCAUAUUUGGAUGUUCUUGCUAGUAUGUUGGGUAGACCUGACCAAGAAGAGAGAUUAUUCCAAUCAAGAACCAAGGAUGUCUUGGAGAAGCUUGGUAACUGA
Messenger RNA from Williopsis jadinii, 1986 nucleotides. RefSeq names its product acyl-CoA oxidase (gene POX1). Gene Ontology annotation, biological process: lipid homeostasis; fatty acid beta-oxidation using acyl-CoA oxidase. The transcript has a single exon. Lineage: Eukaryota; Fungi; Ascomycota; Saccharomycetes; Phaffomycetales; Wickerhamomycetaceae. The record is from RefSeq and is a predicted model, not a curated record. Gene Ontology annotation, molecular function: acyl-CoA oxidase activity; FAD binding; fatty acid binding. Gene Ontology annotation, cellular component: peroxisome. The coding region runs from base 1 to 1986 and encodes 661 amino acids.